Vitis vinifera (wine grape) is the source of this 2566-nucleotide messenger RNA. RefSeq names its product urea-proton symporter DUR3. Gene Ontology annotation, biological process: urea transmembrane transport. Gene Ontology annotation, cellular component: plasma membrane. NCBI's taxonomy places the organism in Eukaryota, Viridiplantae, Streptophyta, Magnoliopsida, Vitales, Vitaceae. The record is from RefSeq and is a predicted model, not a curated record. The coding region runs from base 331 to 2463 and encodes 710 amino acids. Gene Ontology annotation, molecular function: urea transmembrane transporter activity. The transcript is spliced from 9 exons.
AGAAUAUAGGCUGGAGAGUAAUAAUACAGUUAUAUAUGGAUACUACAAAUGAGAUGACAGCUAUGGGAACAUAUGUAAAAGAGUUCCCCUGUUGCCUUGUUGCCCUGUUGCCGAUGCCAAUCAAUAGAGAUAGAGAAUCCUCCAAAGACAAAGAGAUACCAUCCUAGUUUGACUUGUCAUCCCAUUGAGAAUCACAAAGAAAAUUGCUGUAAAAAACAGGAGAGAGUUUUGAAUCUAUGACAAGGGUUUAUUGAGAAGAGAUUUGAAGAGAGAAAAGAAAAAGGAAAGAGAAAAAGAGAGAGAGAGUGAGAGUGAGGUGGGUUGUGGCCCAUGGCUUCUUGUCCACCGUUUGAAUUCUCCAGCAAGUAUUAUCAAGUAUCAGAUGGAGGAGGGUGUGUGAGGCAGAGCAGCUUCUUCCAAGGAAAAGCAGUGCUCAACCAAGGUGUUGGCUACUCUGUUAUUCUUGGUUUUGGUGCCUUCUUUGCUGUCUUUACCUCUUUUCUGGUAUGGCUGGAGAAGCGAUACGUUGGUUCCCGACAUACAUCAGAAUGGUUUAACACUGCAGGCAGAAAUGUAAAAACCGGACUAAUCGCCAGUGUGAUCGUAUCCCAGUGGACUUGGGCUGCCACAAUCUUGCAAAGCUCCAAUGUAGCAUGGCAGUAUGGAGUUAGCGGCCCUUUCUGGUAUGCCAGUGGAGCUACCAUCCAGGUACUCUUGUUUGGCAUCAUGGCUAUAGAGAUCAAAAGAAAGGCUCCUCAUGCUCAUACUGUUUGUGAAAUAGUUAAAGCUCGGUGGGGCACCGCUGCUCAUAUCGUCUUCCUCACUUUCUGCUUUAUGACAAACAUUAUUGUUACUGCUAUGCUUCUUCUUGGGGGCUCGGCAGUGGUGAAUGCACUCACUGGAGUAAACAUCUAUGCUGCAAGCUUUCUGAUACCGCUCGGGGUUAUCGUUUAUACAAUAGCUGGAGGACUAAAGGCCACCUUCUUGGCGAGCUAUAUUCAUUCUGUGAUAGUCCAUGUGGUCUUAGUCAUCUUCGUGUACCUAGUUUACACGGCCAGCAACGAGCUUGGGAGCCCCAAUGUUGUAUACAAACGGUUGAUGGAGGUUGCAGGCAAGUCGAGGAUGUGCCAAGAGCCAUCUUCCCAUGAUGGGCAAGCUUGUGGCCCUGUAAAUGGGAACUACAAGGGGUCUUAUCUAACGAUGUUGAGCUCUGGGGGGCUUGUGUUUGGGAUCAUCAACAUUGUUGGCAACUUUGGUACUGUUUUUGUUGACAAUGGAUACUGGGUGAGCGCCAUAGCAGCAAGGCCUUCAUCUACACAUAAGGGUUACCUGUUGGGUGGGCUGGUGUGGUUCGCUGUGCCGUUCUCUUUGGCAACAUCACUAGGCCUAGGAGCACUGGCGCUUGAUCUACCAAUAACUGAAAGUGAGGCAAGUCAUGGACUUGUUCCCCCUGCUACAGCCAUAGCUUUGAUGGGAAAAGCCGGAUCAAUUCUGCUUCUCACGAUGCUUUUCAUGGCUGUAACUUCUGCUGGUUCCUCUGAGCUAAUAGCAGUCUCCUCACUAUGCACCUAUGACAUCUAUCGUACUUACAUAAACCCGAAUGCAAGUGGGAAGAAAAUCCUCCAAGUUUCAAGGAUGGUUGUCCUGGGAUUCGGGUGUUUCAUGGGGCUUCUGGCAGUGAUCCUGAACAAGGCAGGAGUUUCCCUAGGAUGGAUGUAUCUGGCCAUGGGAGUACUAAUUGGAUCAGCUGUUCUACCCAUAGCUUUCAUGCUUCUCUGGAGGAAAGCAAAUGCAUUUGGCGCUAUUCUUGGCACAGUUACAGGGUGUAUUCUAGGAGUGAUCACUUGGUUAUCGGUUACAAGCAUCGAGUAUGGGCAGGUGAACCUUGACACAACUGGGAGGAAUGCACCUAUGCUUGCUGGAAACCUUGUUUCCAUUCUAACUGGAGGAGCUGUUCAUGCUGUGUGUAGCCUUUUGUGGCCUCAGAACUAUGACUGGGACACAACUAGGCAGAUAACUACGGUGGAAAAGGAGAAGAGUGAACUGCCAGCAGAAGAGUUCAGAGAGGAGAAGCUGAUCAGAGCAAAGGCAUGGAUCGUGAAAUGGGGUGUUGGCUUUACUAUCGUCAUUGUUAUACUCUGGCCUCUGCUCUCCCUUCCAAUAGGGAAAUUCAGUAAGGGGUAUUUCACAUUCUGGGCAAUCAUAGCUGUAGCAUGGGGUACAAUAGGAUCAGCUGUCAUCAUCGCUCUACCUCUAGUAGAAAGCUGGGAAACGAUCCAAAAUGUGUUUCUUGGGAUGUUUACAAAUGACAGGCUGAUGGAGAAGAUUGAGGAGAUGAAUAUCAAGUUGCAGUCCAUAAUACUGUCUAUUCCUGAAGCAGAACGAACAUACUUAAUGGAGAAAGAGAAACUGAAGAAGAAAGAAGCAUCAGAGUACCUAGCUCAUUCUACUCCAAAUUUAUGAACUCAAGAAAUGAGGAAUGUUUUCUAGCUUUUACAGUGUAUAUUUACAUAUUUAUGUAAAGGAAACUAUGAGGAAUUGUAUAAUGGAAUUGAUGUUCUACAAA